GUUAUGCUUCAGAUGAAAGGGAACGCAAGCAAUUUAUCGGGCCUUUCAGUUGUUAAUUUAAUUCUGACGCCAGCGAAAAAUACCACUUUUUAUCAUGAAUUUGUCACGUAUGUCAUUUUUGGUGCUUUUAAUGAUGGGUACUACGUUUUAUGUUAAUGGCGUCACAACGUUGGUUAAUGCAAGUAGUAGUCAAACACCUCGCAGUAACAAGGCGCCGAUUAAUCAUUGCAAUUGUCAUUGCACUGUAAAUCAAGAUUCUCGCGCCAUAAAAGCCUUAGAGACAAAGGUGGAAGGUCUUAACAAUGUAUUGAACAACAAGACUUCUGCCAUUAGCGAUGCCGUGAAGUCUAUGGAAGCAAAAAUGGAGAGUCUUGCUGGACCGAACAACAAGACUUUUGGCGUGAGCAAUGGCUUAGAAGCCAAAGUGGAGAGACUUACGGGACUGAACAACAAAACUUCUAGCAUCAGUUAUGCGGUUAGGUCCUUGGACGCAAAAGUGGAGGGUCUUACAGAAAUGAGCAACAAGACUUUUAGCAUCAGCAAUGCCAUCAAGGUCUUAGAAGCAAAGGUGGAGGGUCUUAGAGGACUCGUAAACAACAAGACGUUUAGUAUCAGCGAUGCAGUGAAGUCUUUAGAAAAAAAGGUCGAGGCUCUUACAGAGCUAAACAACAAGACCUCCAGUAUCAGCGGUGCCGUCAAGUCCUUAGAAAAAAAGGUGGAAGGUCUUACAGAAAUGAUCAACAAGACUUCUGGAUUCAGCGAUGCCGUCAAUACCUUGGAUGCAAAGAUGGAGAAUAUCAUUAGACUGAUUAAUAGAACUCUUUUCUUUACUAGUCAACAACCGACUCCAAAACCGACAGGUACUUGAAGAGAAAAUCUACAUUAACUCUUAUUAAUGUCGAAUUUUCCUCCAUAAUUUAUUUUCGUAUCGUAAUAUAUUUCAACUCUAAUUAUUUUGAAUUUUUGAUUUUAGUUACGUCAGCCGCUAUCUCUUCUUGCCAGGAACAGUAUUUAAAAGACAAGUAAGGGUCACUCGGACAUAUUUAAAGGCGGAAUCUUUUAAACAUACAUUGGCAUAAUAGUUAACAAUUAUUCCUCUCGCCCGAAUGGGCUCUGAGUCAUUAGCCCAUGAGGCCGAAGGCCGAAUGGGCUAUUGACAGUCAGAGGCCAUGAGGCCGAGAGGAAUAAUUGUUUUAGUGAAAUCCAACUAGUUGGUCAUAAAUAUCGAGACAAAACAACUUAAGCUAGUUAAAGCUGACUUUAAGCCUUUUUUGCCGCUAAAAAGCCGGCGCUUUGCGCUACUAGUGGGCUAUAACAGAUAGCGUAGUAGUAGCUCAAACAAUCAGAACGCAGCAUUGAUAGUAGACCACUAGUUGGAUUUUACUAAAUAAUUAUAGCCGUUGCAUUUGACUGAGUUUUUGCAUUUAACCUGAGCUAUGGAGGGAAAAAUUCAACUGGCAAAUUCGAUGGCAUUCAUCAAUAUAUUUACGUCCCCUUUAGUGUUUUUAAAAUAUUUCAUUUCUGGAAAAAUCAUCGUAAUAUCCUUAUCUUAAACAUCUUAAUCUUAUAUUUUCGCUGUCUGGGUCUCAAACACUUCCCAAAUCAAGGCCCCUUUAAAAUAUUCCUUUCCACUGCAACUGUUGCAUUCAACUCAAUGUUUCCCCUUUUUUUGAUGCUUUAAAUAACGGUCUGGGUCAGCAACAAGUGAAUUGUUAUGAAUUUAGCGCUGUGCAACUACUAAAACUUGAAUGCUAAUCUAAAAGUUUGCUAUUGACCACAUAUUCCUAUUAUGAUAUUCAAGACUUGAGUGCCCAAGCCAAUGACUCGCUCUAUUUUGAAUAACUAUACACAAAUUCAAAAUGAGCAUGGGCUUUGUAAAAAGUAGAAAAUUAAUAGGUAUAAUUUAACUCGAAGGUUAAAUAACUUAUUCACGUAAACACUUUUUCCAAAAAAUGCAAAGUCUUACACGUUAUUUUUAUCAAAACGAAACAUCCGAAGAGCUUUAAUUCGUAUUUCUCUUCAAAAAAAGAGCAAAAUUCGUCACUGACAGAUAUUUUACGCAUUGCUUUAGACGGACACUACUUGAAUACUUAUAGUAAAUAAGUAGUGCGUCUCUGAUUGCACAGAUUCUAAAAUACAUCCAAACUUUUGCACUAAUUACUAAUUUCUCUAAAUCAUGGAGAGAAUAAGACGAGUCAAACAAGCCAAUAGUCCCUGUGAAGCACCUAGUAUAUCACCCACUCUUUCAAACUCCCCCAGAACUCAAGCGUUACAUAAUAACUUGUAUCGUCUGAUUUCACUUCGAGAGAUUAUAUUUGACUUAAAAAGCAAUUAUCACGGUUGCAUCCUGCUGAUAGUCGUGCUAAAUUGAAGUCCCAUAUGGUUACAAAACUCCGCAGUGGAUUGUAGAAUUAUAAGCCGUUAAAAACAUGUAACUGACUGUUGAUUGUAUUUCAUUUUUUAACUCUUAAUAGUUCAUCCAAGAGUCAGGUGUUUACUUUGAAGUUUGGAUUACAAACAAUCCCUGUCUACUGUCACAUGGGAGACUUUGGAUGCGGUGGUGGUGGUUGGACGCCGGUCAUGAAGACUGACGGCACAAAGGUACAGGAUGGUUUUUCAAAUUCAAGCUAAGCUACAUUAGUUGCAUCAUUUUUUCCAGCUUUAUCAGAACUUUGGUCGGAAAUUCCCGAAAGACUACAAUCGGAGACAAACUUAGUUGAAACACUUUGCCUUAUCUUCAUCAAGGCAAAAAUUAAGCUUCCAUCCCUCCAAGCGAUGUUCUGCCCCUGAGCGUCCCGUACGAAACAACAACUUAAUAUUGAAUGGAGGGGAUGAGAGCGGGAUGAUGUGGAUUGUUUUGUUCCCUGAACCUCAUUAAAGGAUAGUGUGUCGAUAAUUUUGUCACAGAGCGCAGUUUAAUGGAAAGAGAAACACAGCUGCCAAUACUAUAGCAUAGACGAAAGCAACCCGGCAGUUCCUUCUCCUUGAAUAGCCAGAAAAAUUUGUUUCUGGCCGAUCAGAAGCUAGGAAUUCAAUCGAUUAGUAGAAGGUUAAAGUAUCCGGGAACUUACAGUUUUUUGUUUUUGUAGUAUCCGAUAACUAUAUGAUUUAAUGUCUAUGAAUAUUCUCAACUUUGUCUUUCAGAGAACGUUCCAGUACACGUCAUGUAUUUGGACUAACAAAAAUGGGUAUAAUUUCGCUGGUGGCAAGACAGGAUUUGACACACAAGAAACCAAAUUACCAACCUACUGGGAAACAAAUUUUUCUAAAAUUUGUCUGGGUAUGAAAAUCGGGAAUCAGACAAACUUUAUUGCCUUCAACAAGCAAGCCAGCUCCCUCUACUCCCUCAUUGCUGAUGGACUUUAUCGCUCCACCUCGCUGGGUCGUAAUAGUUGGAAAGCACUGCUUGGGUCUCAGGCCUCCCUACAGCGCAACUGCAACAGAGAGGGUUUUAACACCAGUGGCGGUCGCACUUCAGUAAGAAAGGCCAGGGCGAGGAUCGGUAUCCUUGGUAACAACGAAAACGAUUGUGGCACGGUUAAUUCUAGAAUUGGGUUUGGUAUGCAAGGGAUUCCAGAUGAUUCCAUAACCUGUGGAGUUGCGGCAAAGCUCCGAUCUGAUAAUGGAGACAAGUUCAUCAGCUCAUUUGGAUACAUCUUGGUUCAGUAG
Porites lobata is the source of this 3669-nucleotide messenger RNA. Lineage: Eukaryota; Metazoa; Cnidaria; Anthozoa; Scleractinia; Poritidae. The record is from the annotation of a GenBank genome assembly.